CUCAUGCCCGGGAAAAUGGGCUGCGGAGCCAUGGAAGCUACACUGGACGGUUUAUUACUGAACCUUGACGAACUGAACUCGAAAUGAUCGGACCAUCGCGGGCCCAUUGACACACCCCACGGAGACGCUGCGCAUCCCCACGAUGCGCUGACGACAUGGAACGGCAACACGACGAACCACCAUGUCGUCUUCGCUUUCUUCUGUCCCCUCCAAGGCAGCCCUGACGGCGCUGCGAGGGCUCGUCGUGGGCACCUCAUGCGCUAUCGCCUUCAUUGCCGAGGACCGCCGCCGGAAAAUCAACUGUGCGAGACAGAUCAUUGAGAAUGGAGAGAAGAUCAAGGCGGCCAAGCGAUAUCGGCCGGGAGGUACCGCGCUUGCCCUGGCCAUAGAAGAGGAGGCACUAUUGGAUCCGGCACUCGUCCCGUCAUCUCGUGCGAGGCUCGUGUUACAUCAGGUCGAUGUGGCCCCAACGCCGAUCCCACCCAGGAGAGAGAUCAAGCAGAUUGAGGAGCAGGUCAGCUACGAGGACAUCGAUUCUACGGGGGGCGUGGCACGCGCCAUGGUGUCGGAACAGAGCGACGCCAGCAACACGAACAGUGCCGGCAUCUAUGCGCAGCCCGAGGAACCUGCCAGGAGAAACCCCCACAAACCGCUUCAGAACCUCCUGACCCUGCGAACCACAGCUGCCAAACCCGGUCCGAGUUGGUUAUGGACAAACACAGCGGCGAUACAGGUGUACGCGUUCCCGACGGUCGAUGAAAUCGUGGUCAAAGUGCACGAGGCCUGCCGCAGCAGAGACCCUCGCCAGAUUGGCAGCGCCGUACGAACCGUCCUCGAGGCCAUGAACCUAAAAUCUGCGCCUAGCAACCUGGAUACCUCUUGGAUUGAAGCAACCGCGCUGUUAUGUCGGGUUUGUCAUGAAGAGGGCCGACUCAAGGAGGCUGUGGAUAUCCUCUGCCGGGUUGUGGCUCGGGGCGUGCUGGAAGAGGGCGCUUACUACAACCACAAGCCUUUCGCAGUGAUUGACUCCUUGCUGGCAGACACGGAAUUCAGCAAGCAAACGCGAGCCGCCUACCUGACAAACCUUUCGACGGCUAUCAAUCUGUUCCUUCCCACCUUUCCGGCGCCUCCAACGGAUCCGGACCACCAGAUGUACAGCCUCGGACGCCGGUUACUCGAGAUAUGUUUCUCGUUGGGCCGUCUGGGGAGAAUCUUCGGCUUGUAUCGGCGGUGUAACAUUGUCGCAGGCGAGAACUCGGGUGAUUUGACGUCGUGGUUUCUCGCAAAGUUGUACGAGCAAAGCGAUUACAGGUCCGUCGUCAAAAUCUUCUGCUCCACCUACCCGAAGUCCUCCCCUACGGAAGCAUCGGUGCAUGCCAUCGGGGACACCAUAGUCCACAGCGUGGAACUCGCCCUGAACUACAAGGCAGCUCAGGUUUUGGAGACGCUGCAUGGUGUCUGUUCCCAGCUUGUGAAUACCAAGCUCAAGCCGGAAUGGGUUAUCAAGCUACUCAUAUGUCACUGGAAGCAGCACCACAGCUUUCAGGCAGUCGAGGCUCUCUUUGGGACAUUGCAGACGCCUAGCCUGAAGGAUACGGUAUUCCGUUCCUACAACGUCUACCGCAUUAUGGUUGAGCUGGCUCUAGAAGCAGGGGAGGAGGACAAGGCUGAGUCCUAUUUCAUGGCUGGGGUCGCCGAAUACCCCCCUCUUGCCUCGGAUGUCCGGCUCCUGGGCGUGUUCGCUCGCUUCCAUGCCAAAGAUGGAGAUUGGGAAGCGGUCCGCGCUGAUUUCGAGGCCAUGACGCUGCGUGGAGGCCCAAACCCCAGCCGAGUGUUCGUCCCGAUCCUCAAGGCGUAUUCCGAAACCCAUACAGUUCGCGAGACCGAGGCUUUCCUCAAGUCCUACGUGGAUGAGCUCAAGGUCCCUUUGUGCGGCCAUGUGGUCACUCUGAUGGCGAAGCAGUAUGCGGCGAUUCGGGACAUUGAUUCCUUGGUCGAAUGGCUCGACUAUUGCAGCCGGGCAAAUUUCCCUGUCGAUGCUGCCUUCACCAACGCCAUACUAGCGAGAUGCCGCAGGCAGUGGCAUUUCCCUUUCAGAGACCUCCGCACCGUGUUCCGGAAGUUGCGAGCCCUGAAUCCGAAUUAUGUGGACGGGCAUACGGAGCAACUCAUGAAGGCCGCAGCGCUAGCGGACUCCAAACACGGCGGAAGGUACGCGCAAGGGCGAUUGCUCUCGUUGAAGCUCGCCCCGAACAAGGUCUCCUCUCAGGGUAAACGUGAGCAGGUUGAAGACGUCAUCUUAGCAAUGAAAGAGGCUCUCGCCUGCAAUCGUCCGGAGCGCGCCGCCUUGAUUUACAAGCGGGCACUGCGCGAGGGCAUGCCAUACUCUCAAUACGCCCUGCGUCUGGCCGUGCAGGCGUGGCUGAUCUCGACGCCCAACGACUACCAGGGAGCCUACAGCCUCAUACGGGACGCCCAGUCAAGGGGCGAAGAUGUAAAUCCGGUGAUCAACUAUCUCGUCGCGAAGCAGCUCGGCGAAACAACGGCCACUGCCCACAACUCAGAUGUCUAUAACACCAUCCAAGCGACCCUAACUAACUUCCAGAAGGGAGGGUUUCAGAUCACCGACAACCUCCUCCAUCGCGCCGCCUGGAUCUGUCUGACCGCUGGUCACUUCCCAGGCGCCAUCAGCUAUGCCCUUAAGGCCGCCGAAGUGCGCGGUGCCUCAUGCGGGCCUUGCUUCAACCUGCAGAACUUCAAGAUCCUGCUCGCUGCCUAUGCAGAGUUGAUCGAUCUCAACGGCAUCCGGAACACCAUUAACCGGUGUCUCGCAAGCCCGUACAAAGAGGACGUCGCCUGCCGCAGGGCGCUCAGGCACGCCCGCGCACGGGUGGCGCAUUCACAGGCACGGGCUGUCACGCCCGAGCAGCGAAUGCGAGCACGGGCGGUUGUGGAUGAAGGGAUCAAGAAAAUUGUGGAGGCCAGGAAGGUGAUGAGGGCAGAGGGCGAGAAGCUGGAGGCCGAGGCGAUACGCAUCAUGAGGCAGGCUGCGUUAGAUGCCGGCUGUCCGCCGGUGGAGUUCGAGAACAUGCCUUUUCUGGGUAGGCCGGAGGCUAGGAACGUGGCGGAGGGAGAGCCCGAGGACUAUUAUAGCGCGUUGGAACGGGAGUUGGAGGCUCCGGGCAGGGUUACUGUUGUUGAGGCGUUCUAGGAGGUUGCGCAAUGGACAACGGGAGAAAUCUGCAUUGGAUAGGUAACUUUAGAUCCUCGCCAUUGUAAAGGUGUAAAAGCACACUGUAUUACUGUACAUGGGUCAAACUGUUUAGAUACUCUCAUAUAUCUAUACAUCCCUGAUUCCGUAUCCGCCUCGAUUAUGUGACGCUUGGCUAGACGGAACGGUUGG
Molecule: messenger RNA, 3403 nt
Organism: Chaetomium strumarium
Lineage: Eukaryota; Fungi; Ascomycota; Sordariomycetes; Sordariales; Chaetomiaceae
Exons: 1
Coding region: 182-3211 (1009 amino acids)
Source: RefSeq, a predicted model, not a curated record